CCUUCACCAGAGACGGAUGAGGCGUGGCACAGACUUUCUGAGGUAUCCUCUUGGGGCAUCAGCAAAGAGGACCUUUUGAAGCUCGGCAAAGACCCAGAUAAGACCGUCAAGAUUGAUCCCAAAUUUGGUUUUGGCGACGACAAGUACGCAGUCUCGCUGGAUGUCCAGCACAACAUUCAUUGUUUGAACGCCAUCCGGAAGUAUCUCCACUACGAUCAUUACUAUGCCGCCGAGCUAGGACCCGUGAUGCCGCUGCUACACGAAGCGCACAGGGAUCACUGCCUACUUAUCUUGUUGCAAUAUUUCACAUGCUAUCCAAGUUUAGAUCUCUACACUUACAUUUGGGUUGAGGGUCAGCCAGGACCCUUCCCAGACUUCGCUGUCAACCGACAAUGCAGGAGCCAUGAAGCAAUGCUAGAGUGGCAGGCUAAAGAAUUUGUCACAGACAAGGAAUUU
Bipolaris sorokiniana ND90Pr is the source of this 456-nucleotide messenger RNA. RefSeq lists its product as uncharacterized. The annotation marks the transcript as partial. NCBI's taxonomy places the organism in Eukaryota, Fungi, Ascomycota, Dothideomycetes, Pleosporales, Pleosporaceae. Gene Ontology annotation, biological process: mycotoxin biosynthetic process. The transcript has a single exon. The record is from RefSeq and is a predicted model, not a curated record.